Molecule: messenger RNA, 1701 nt
Organism: Fulvia fulva
Lineage: Eukaryota; Fungi; Ascomycota; Dothideomycetes; Mycosphaerellales; Mycosphaerellaceae
Product: Oxidoreductase phnG
Exons: 1
Coding region: 1-1701 (566 amino acids)
Cellular component (GO): cytoplasm
Molecular function (GO): electron-transferring-flavoprotein dehydrogenase activity; flavin adenine dinucleotide binding
Source: RefSeq, a predicted model, not a curated record
AUGAGUAACUACUACCCAGAUGCCUCGCCGGCAGGCGUGCCAUCGCCAGCUCAUGUACCUGCUACUGGAAAGCCCUCAAUACCCUUCCAGUCAGCUCAGCUGCAGCAGCAAACCCUGGGACCACAGACUUUGCCGCCGAACUUUGUCUCUGCCCCUACAUCACCACCUCCACAGACACCAAUCCCAGCUCAACCACAUCACCAACGGCAGCCCACGAUCGCCUCGUAUCAGUCUGGCUCAGAGGCUGGCGCAACCUCCAGCCAAGAACCACUCAACAUCAUCAUUCUUGGAGCCUCAUUCGGCGGCCUAUCCUGCGCCCACCAUUUCCUCGACUACACCAUCGACCGUCUCGGCACAUCUUCCGCCGUCCGCCCAUACCGCCUCAUCAUUAUCAGCCCCUCAACCCACAUCUACUGGAACAUCGGCGCUCCCCGCGCCCUCGUCAAAGGCGGCCUGAUCAAGCACGAAGACACCUUCAUCCCCAUCGAGCCCGGUUUCGUCCGUCAUCGCGGCCACGACUGGACCAUCGUCCAAGGCAAAGCCAUCGACUGGGACCCCGAGGACCGCAGCGUCAAAAUCGAAUGCCUCAACCUCGAAGCCCAAAAACGCUGCUCCUACCUCCUCCCCAAACGCGGCAGCAAGGCCUUCGACACCAACGCCUCCGUCUCCUCCCUCCCCACAGUCCAAUCUCUCCCCUACCACGCCCUCAUCAUCACAACCGGCACCUCAGCCCACAGCGACCUCCUCUCCCUCCACGGCCCCCACCUCCACACCGCCGACGCCCUCAACGCCUUCCACCGCAAAGUCGCCGCCGCCAAAUCCAUCGUCGUCUGCGGCGGCGGCACCUCGGGCGUCGAAGUCGCAGGCCAACUAGCCACCUUGCUCAACUACAAAUCCCACAUCGGCCCCUUCAAAACGAAAGUCCCCAACCCAAAAUCAAUCACCCUCAUAACCGGCUCCGACCGCUGUCUCCCCGGCGUCCCAAACCCCAAAGUCGGCACCAUCGCCGAAAAAUCCCUCCUCAAACUCGGCGUCGAAAUCCGCCACAACGUCCGCGUCACAGACGCCAAAGAAUGGUUCGACCAAACCGGCGCGACCCGCAUCGACCUCAGCGAUAACACCCAACUCAUCGCCGACGUCUACAUCGCCUGCACCGGCGUGGGCCCCAACAGCGCCUUCGUGCCAACCUACCUCAAGGACGACAAGGGCUACAUCGCCAUGAACCACAAAACCAUGCGCGUCGACGCCGCUGGGGACAGAGUUUAUGCCAUCGGCGACGUGGCGAGUUAUAGUUACAAUUACGUCCCGGACGUCUACGCAGCCGUCCCCGUCGUCAUGCACAAUCUCCUCAACGACCUAAUCGCCCACGAACUCUCCGUCUCCAACCCCUACGGCGGGAACGACGAUUAUAUCGAACAACUCGUCGACGAGGAAUACGUCCAGCGUGAAAACGAUAGUCAACUCUGUCCUAUCUCGCGGUACGGUGGGGCGGGGAUGUUACUCGGCAAUGUUCUACCGAAAGUCAUGGUGCAUCUGCUAAAGGGCCACGACUAUAGAGUGUGCAAGGCCAAGGGAGUCGUGGUCAAUGGGGGGAAUCCGUAUGCGACGCCGAUUCCGGGGAAUAAGUAUUCGAGUGAGGCGUAUGAUGAUCAGGGGUAUCGGAAGAGGAAGAUUGGGGGGUUCGGGAAGUUGAGCGGAUGA